Molecule: messenger RNA, 27602 nt
Organism: Coregonus sp. 'balchen'
Lineage: Eukaryota; Metazoa; Chordata; Actinopteri; Salmoniformes; Salmonidae
Source: the annotation of a GenBank genome assembly
CCUUUCUCUUCUCUCUGUGUGUCCCUACAGGCGGACCCCCAGGGGCGGGACAUAGCCAUCCGGCCCUUCCUGGAACACUGCGAGAACACACACAUGACCAUUUGGCUGGGGAUCGUGUACGCAUACAAGGGCCUGCUUAUGGUGAGUAAGAAGAGAGACUGGUGUGUGUGUGUGUCCGUCACCUACAAGGACCUAUUCAUAGUUAGGGAGGUAGUCUCUGAAACACAGGGAAGGAAGAGGUGAUGGCUGUUAUCUGCUCUGAGACACAGGGAAGGAAGAGGUGAUGGCUGUUAUCUGCUCUGAGACACAGGGAAGGAAGAGGUGAUGGCUGUUAUCUGCUCUGAGACACAGGGAAGGAAGAGGUGAUGGCUGUUAUCUGCUUUGAGACACAGGGAAGGAAGAGGUGAUGGGUGUUAUCUGCUUUGAGACACAGGGAAGGAAGAGGUGAUGGGUGUUAUCUGCUCUGAGACACAGGGAAGGAAGAGAUGAUGGCUGUUAUCUGCUUUGAGACACAGGGAAGGAAGAGGUGAUGGCUGUUAUCUGCUCUGAGACACAGGGAAGGAAGAGGUGAUGGGUGUUAUCUGCUCUGAGACACAGGGAAGGAAGAGGUGAUGGCUGUUAUCUGCUCUGAGACACAGGGAAGGAAGAGGUGAUGGGUGUUAUCUGCUCUGAGACACAGGGAAGGAAGAGAUGGUGGCUGUUAUCUGCAUCAACACCGUCUAGCAUGUGUAUACCAUGGUCAUUGUGUCAUGAUGGAGAGUUCAAUAGCUAAUUUUCUGCCGCAAACAUAUGGUUAUCAUAUCUGUGGUUGUUAGAUGUCGAUUUUAUGGAGCACAUUCUAUUGAUCUGUCUGAAUACUGGGAUAUGACUCAUACCCUACUUUACAGAUAGAGAAAUAACACAACCUGCCAUUGGUUCAGUGAUGGGUUACUGACAAUAGACUUGUCCUUCACUGAAGAGACCCUUCCACUGUGAGAAAUCUAAUAUUAAGGAAGUCUCAAGGUUUUGCUUGCCUGAGGUAGAGUACCAAGAGAGUUUUCAUCUAUAUUUUUCGUAGCUGUCUAUUUACCACCACAAACCGAUGCUGGCACUAAGACCGCACUCAACGAGCUGUAUAAGGCCAUAAGCAAACAAGAAAAUGCUCAUCCAGAGGCGGCGCUCCUAGUGGCCAGGGACUUUAAUGCAGGGUAACUUAAAUCAGUUUUACCUAAUUUCUACCAGCAUGUUAAAUGUGCAACCAGAGGAAAAAAAACUCUAGAUCACCUUUACUCCACACACAGAGACGCGUUCAAAGCUCUCCCUCGCCCUCCAUUUGGAAAAUCUGACCAUAAUGCUAUCCUCCUGAUUCCUGCUUACAAGCAAAAACUAAAGCAGGAAGUACCAGUGACUCGCUCAAUAAGGAAGUGGUCAGAUGAUGCAGAUGCUAAGCUACGGAACUGUUUUGCUAGUACAGACUGGAAUAUGUUCUGGGAUUCUUCAGAUGGCAUUGAGGAGUACACCACAUCAGUCACUGGCUUCAUUAAUAAGUGCAUCGAUGACGUCAUCCCCACAGUGACCGUACGUACAUACCCCAACCCGAAGCCAUGGAUUACAGGCAACAUCCGCACUGAGCUAAAGGGUAGAGCUGCCGCUUUCAAGGAGCGUGACUCUAACCCGGAAGCUUAGUAGAAAUCCCGCUAUGCCCUCCGAUGAGCCAUCAAACAGGCAAAGCGUCAAUACAUGACUAAGAUUGAAUCCUCCUACACCGGCUCCAAUGCUCGUCGUAUGUGGCAGGGCUUGCAAACUAUUACGGACUACAAAGGGAAGCACAUCCGCGAGCUGCCCAGUGACACGAGCCUACCAGACGAGCUAAAUGACUUAUAUGUCAAAUCAAAUCAAAUCACAUUUUAUUUGUCACAUGUGCCGAAUACAACAGGUGUAGACCUUACAGUGAAAUGCUUACUUACAAGCCCUUAACCAACAAGCAGUUUUAAGAAAGAAUACAACAACAAAAAAAUCACACCAAAAAAACAAUAUAAAAUAAUAUGAAAUAAAAGUAACAAAUAAUUAAAGAGCAGCAGGAAAAACAACAAUAGCGAGGCUAUAUACAGGGGGUACCGGUACCGAGUCAAUGUGCGGGGGCACCGGUUAGUCGAGGUAAAUGUGCGCUUUGAGGCAAGCAACACUGAAGCAUGCAUGAGAGCACCAGCUGUUCCGGACGACUGUGUGAUCACGCUCUCCGUAGCCGAUGUGAGUAAGAACUUUGAUUUGCAUACCGCCCCAACAUAUCCACAGAUGACACAAUAUCUAUUGCACUCCACACUGCCCUUUCCCAACUGGACAAAAGGAACACCUAUGUGAGAAUGCUAUUUAUUGACUACAGCUCAGCGUUCAGCACCAUAGUGCCCUCAAAGCUCAUCACUAAGCUAAGGACCCUGGGACUAAACACCUCCCUCCGCAACUGGAUCCUGGAUUUUCUGACGGGCCGCCCCCAGGUAGUAAGGGUAGGUAACAACACAUCUGCCACGCUGAUCCUCAACACGGGGGCCCCUCAGGGGUGCGUACUCAGUCCCCUCCUGUACUCCCUGUUCACCCUGGACUGCAUGGCCAGGCACGACUCCAACACCAUCAUUAAGUUUGCCGACGACACAACAGUGGUAGGCCUGAUCACCGACAACGAUGAGACAGCCUAUAGGGAGGAGGUCAGAGACCUGGCAGUGUGGUGCCAGGAUAACAACCUCUCCCUCUCUGUCAUCAAGACAAAGGAGAUGAUCGUGGACAACAGGAAAAGGAGGGCCGAGCAUGCCCCCAUUCUCAUCGACGGGGCUGUUUUGGAGCAGGUUGAGAGCUUCAAGUUCCUUGGUGUCCACAUCACCAACAAACGAUCAUGGUCCAAACACACCAAGACAGUUGUGAAGAGGGAACGACAAUACCUAUUGCCCCUCAGGAGACUGAAAAGAUUUGGCAUGGGGUCCUCAGAUCCACAAAAUGCUGCACCAUCGAGAGCAUCCUGACUGGUUGCAUCACCACCUGGUAUGGCAACUGCUCGGCCUCCGACCACAAGGCACUACAGAGGACCUCCAGGACCUCUAUACCAGGUGGUGUCAGAGGAAGGCCCUAAAAAUUACCAAAGACUCCAGCCACCCUAGUCAUAGACUGUUCUCUCUGCUACCGCACGGCAAGCGGUACCGGAGGUGCGUGUGUGUGUGUGUGUGUGUGUGCGUGUGUGUGCCUCCAAGCAGAGCUGCCAGUGACGUAGUUAACCGAGCCCCUCCAGAUGCCUGAGGUUUCUAAAUGAAAUGUGACAUCUUUGAAAACGUUCCUCUUUCCCUUGGCUUGUGUGUUUGAACACCUUAACUUAACUAGCCCAGACUGUAAAUAAUUUAGAGAGCGAGAGAGCGAGAGAGCGAGAGAGAGAGAGCGAGAGAGCGAGAGAGCGAGAGCGAGAGAGAGAGAGAGAGAGAGAGAGAGAGAGAGAGAGAGAGAGAGAGAGAGUACGCCUUCACUAUGGUGAAUCAUUAAAACACUACAGAAAUACACUACGGAAAAACAAGGAACAGCACAUCAGAAAUCAGCUCAAUGUAAUUGAAGAAUCCAUAGACUCUAACCACUUCUGGAAGAGAUAUCUAUAUAUGGGUAAACCACUUCUCCAAUCUUUUUGGGCCUAUAACAAAGAACAAACACCAAAAACAUAUACAUGAUCAAAUACAAAUCUUAUAAUCAACUAUUAACGACUACCAGAACCCACUGGAUUCUCUAAUUACAUUGAAUGAACUACAGGACAAAAUACAAUCCUUCCAACCCAUAAAGGCCUGUGGUGUUGAUGGUAUCCUAAAUGAAAUGAUAGAAUAUACCUACUACAAAUUCCAAUUGGCUAUACUUAAACUCUUUAACAUCAUCCUUAGCUCUGGCAUCUUCCCCAAUAUUUGGAACCAAGGACUGAUCACCCCAAUCCACAAAAGUGGAGACAAAUUUGACCCAAAUAACUACCGUGGGAUAUGCGUCAACAGCAACCUUGGGAAAAUCCUCUGCAUUAUCAUUAACAGCAGACUAGUUCAUUUCCUCAGUGAAAACAAUGUACUGAGCAAAUGUCAAAUUGGCUUUUUACCAAAUUACCGUAUGACAGACCACGUAUUCACCCUGCACACCCUAAUUGACAAACAAACAAACCAAAACAAAGGCAAAGUCUUCUCAUGCUUUGUUGAUUUCAAAAAAGCUUUUGACUCAAUUUGGCAUGAGGGUCUGCUAUACAAAUUGAUGGAAAGUGGGGUUGGGGGAAAAACAUACGACAUUAUAAAAUUCAUGUACACAAACAACAAGUGUGCGGUUAAAAUUGGCAAAAAACACACACAUUUCUUUCCACAGGGCCGUGGGGUGAGACAGGGAUGCAGUUUAAGCCCCACCCUCUUCAACAUAUAUAUCAACGAAUUGGCGAGGGCACUAGAACAGUCUGCAGCACCCGGCCUCACCCUACUAGAAUCUGAAGUCAAAUGUCUUCUGUUUGCUGACGAUCUGGUGCUUCUGUCACCAACCAAGGAGGGCCUACAGCAGCACCUAGAUCUUCUGCACAGAUUCUGUCAGACCUGGGCCCUGACAGUAAAUCUCAGUAAGACAAAAAUAAUGGUGUUCCAAAAAAGGUCCAGUUGCCAGGACCACAAAUACAAAUUCCAUCUAGACACCGUUGCCCUAGAGCACACAAAAAACUAUACAUACCUCGGCCUAAACAUCAGCGCCACAGGUAACUUCCACAAAGCUGUGAACAAUCUGAGAGACAAGGCAAGAAGGGCCUUCUAUGCCAUCAAAAGGAACAUAAAAUGUGACAUACCAAUUAGGAUCUGGCUAAAAAUACUUGAAUCUGUUAUAGAACCCAUUGCCCUUUAUGGUUCUGAGUUCCGGGGUCCGCUCACCAACCAAGAAUUCACAAAAUGGGACAAACACCAAAUUGAGACUCUGCAUGCAGAAUUCUGCAAAAACAUCCUCAGUGUACAACGUAAAACACCAAAUAAUGCGUGCAGAGCAGAAUUAGGCCAAUACCCGCUAAUUAUCAAAAUCCAGAAAAGAGCCGUUAAAUUCUAUAACAACUUAAAAGGAAGCGAUUCCCAAACCUUCCAUAACAAAGCCAUCACCUACAGAGAGAUGAACUUGGAGAAGAGUCACCUAAGUAAGCUUGUCCUGGGGCUCUGUUCACAAACACAAACAGACCCCACACAGCCCCAGGACAACAACAAAACCCAACUAGACCCAACCAAAUCAUGAGAAAACAAAAAGAGAAUUACUUGACACAUUGGAAAGAACAAACAAAAAAACAGAGCAAACUAGAAUGCUAUUUGGCCCUAAACAGAGAGUACACAGUGGCAGAAUACCUGACAACUGUGACUGACCCAAAAUUAAGGAAAGCUUUGACUAUGUACAGACUCAGUGAGCAUAGCCUUGCUAUUGAGAAAGGCCGCCGUAGGCAGACCUGGCUCUCAAGAGAAGACAGGCUAUGUGCACACUGCCCACAAAAUGAGGUGGAAACUGAGCUGCACUUCUUAACCUCCUGCCAAAUGUAUGACCAUAUUAGAGACACAUAUUUCCCUCAGAUUACAGAGAUCCACAAAGAAUUCGAAAACAAACCCAAUUUUAAUAAACUCCCUUAUCUACUGGGUGAAAAACCACAGUGUGCCAUCACAGCUGCAAUAUUUGUGACCUGUUGCCACAAGAAAAGGGCAACCAGUGAAGAACAAACACCAUUGUAAAUACAAUCCAUAUUUAUGUUUAUUUAUUUUCCCAUUUGUACUUUAACUAUUUGCACAUUGUUACAACACUGUAUAUAUACAUAAUAUGACAUUUGAAAUGUCUUUAUUCUUUUGAAACUUCUGAGUAUAAUGUUUACUGUUAAUAUUUAUUGUUUAUUUCACUUUUGUUUACUAUCUACUUCACUUGCUUUGGCAAUGUUAACACACGUUUCCCAUGCCAAUAAAGCCCUUAAAUUGAAUUGAAUUGAAUUGAAUUGAGAGAGAGAGAGAGAGAGAGAGAGAGAGAGAGAGAGAGAGAGAGAGAGAGAGAGAGAGAGAGAGAGAGAGAGAGAGAGAGAGAGAGAGAGAGAGAGAGAGAAGAAACAGAAGAAACAGAAGAAACAGAUGGAGACAUGGCACGACAGACUUCAGAGUUCUUGUGUCUGAGACAAAACUGGGACAUGACAACAGUAGGAACAGCAUCUGAGGAUUGAGUCACCAUCUCUCCUAUGGCACGCACACACACACACAAACACACACCUAUCCCAAGGUGUGAUCAUCUGUGACGACUGCUCCUGUGAUGCUGCUACAGCAUUAGAAUGUUGAGACACACUGAUAAGGCUUUUCAAGUUUAUGUCAAUGCUGCUGUCUGCUAUAUAGGUCACAUUAGAUGGUAUAAUUCAUAUAUUAGUGAAAAUGUACAUAAUGAGCUGUCUCUAUAUCACGACUGAAUAUCGACUACUAGAUAACAGCAACAGUAUGUACUGUACAUAAAUAGGCCUAUACAACACAUCCCUGUUAAUCUUCCAUUCUCUCUCUCUCCCCUCCCCUCCUCCUCUCCUUUCCUCCCCUCUCCUCUCUCUCUCCUCUUUUAUCUCUCCCCUUUCCACCUCUCCUCUCCUUCUCUCCUUCUCUUCUCUCCUCUCCCCUUCUUCUAUCCUCUCCUUCUCUCUUCUCUUCUCUCCCCUUCUCCUCUCCUCUCCUCUCCCCUCCUCUCCCCCUCUUCUAUCCUCUCCUCUCCCCCUCUCCUCUCCUCUCCUCUCCCCUUCUCCUCUCCUUCUCUCCCCCUCUCCUCUCCUCCUUCUCUCCCCCUCUCCUCUCCUCCUUCUCUCCCCCUCUCCUCUCGCCCCCUCUCCUAACCUCUCUCCUCUCCCCUUCUCUCCCCUUCUCUCCCCUUCUCCUUCUCUCCCCCUCUCCUCUCCUCUCCUCUCCUCUCCUCUCCUCUCCUCUCCUCUCCUCUCCUCUCCUCUCCUCUCCUCUCCUCUCCUCUCCUCUCCUCUCCUCUCCUCUCCUCUCCUCUCCUCUCCUCUCCUUUCCUCUCCUCUCCUCUCCUCUUCUCUUCUCUCCCCUCUCCUCCAGUUGUUUGGGUGCUUCCUGGCUUGGGAAACGAGGAAUGUGAGCAUCCCGGCCCUGAAUGACAGCAAGUACAUCGGGAUGAGUGUGUACAAUGUGGGCAUCAUGUGUAUCAUCGGGGCAGCCGUGUCCUUCCUCACGCGAGACCAGCCCAAUGUGCAGUUCUGCAUCGUGGCUCUGGUCAUCAUCUUCUGCAGUACCAUCACUCUCUGUCUGGUGUUUGUGCCAAAGGUAAGGACCACAGGAAAUAGUAUACUGUCACUUCCUGUCCAACCAAGGGGCAUGAAACUGCUCAACAAACUGGAUUCAGGCACUCUAAGAGGAUCUCAGAAAUUAUAAUGUUGCUGAUUGUAUGAAAUACUUUCCCUUGUUUUUAAACAUUGAAAUAUGAGUGAAUCAGAGGAGGAAUGUGAUGUGACACCUUAACCUGUCAUUCUAAGCCACUCCCCUUUAUUAUGACAACUUGCAGUUCAUCACGAUGAGGACCAAUCCGGACGCAGCUACUCAGAACCGGAGAUUAAAGUUCAAUACGAAUCAGAAGAAAGAGGACUCCAAGACGUCCACGUCAGUGACCAGUGUGAACCAGGCCAACACGUCCAGACUGGACGGCCUGCAGACCGACAACCACCGCCUCCGCAUGAAGAUAACAGAGGUGACGUCAUCAUAAUGCUGCCUUAUGUCAUGUCAUCACGUCUUAUGAAGAGGCCAAGGAGUCUCUCCCGACCACACCAGUCCUGUUACCUACAUUUAGUCCACAGUGUUUUUCCUCAACUUCACAGUCAGGAAAGACUUGUGGCCCUAUUGAUGAAGGUCAUGUGACCAGAGAGACACCCUGUUUUUUGUAUUAAUCUAAAGGAUGCUAUUCUUCAUAUGAGAGUCUUACAUUUGCGUGACAUAACAGCGAUGACAGUGUCCUCAGAGCCUGCAUUGUCUCUAAUAGGUCCUGUCUGCCAGUAACAAAAUCCUGUCACUCUAUAAAGUGUUUCUAAUAGGUCCUGUCUGCCAGUAACACCAUCCUGUCACUCUAUAACGUGUUUCUAAUAGGUCCUGUCUGCCAGUAACACCAUCCUGUCACUCUAUAAAGUGUUUCUAAUAGGUCCUGUCUGCCAGUAACAAAAUCCUGUCACUCUAUAAAGUGUUUCUAAUAGGUCCUGUCUGCCAGUAACACCAUCCUGUCACUCUAUAAAGUGUUUCUAAUAGGUCCUGUCUGCCAGUAACACCAUCCUGUCACUCUAUAAAGUGUUUCUAAUAGGUCCUGUCUGCCAGUAACACCAUCCUGUCACUCUAUAAAGUGUUUCUAAUAGGUCCUGUCUGCCAGUAACACCAUCCUGUCACUCUAUAAAGUGUUUAUAAUAGGUCCUGUCUGCCAGUAACACCAUCCUGUCACUCUAUAAAGUGUUUCUAAUAGGUCCUGUCUGUCAGUAACACCAUCCUGUCACUCUAUAACAUGUUUCUAAUAGGUCCUGUCUGCCAGUAGCACAUCCUGUCACUCAAAGUGAUUCUAAUAGGUCCUGUCUGCUAGUAACACCAUCCUGUCACUCUAUAAAGUGUUUCUAAUAGGUCCUGUCUGCCAGUAACACCAUCCUGUCACUCUAUAAAGUGUUUCUAAUAGGUCCUGUCUGCCAGUAACACCAUCCUGUCACUCUAUAAAGUGUUUCUAAUAGGUCCUGUCUGCCAGUAACACCAUCCUGUCACUCUAUAAAGUGUUUCUAAUAGGUCCUGUCUGCCAGUAACACCAUCCUGUCACUCUAUAAAGUGUUUCUAAUAGGUCCUGUCUGUCAGUAACACCAUCCUGUCACUCUAUAACGUGUUUCUAAUAGGUCCUGUCUGUCAGUAGCACAUCCUGUCACUCAAAGUGAUUCUAAUAGGUCCUGUCUGCCAGUAACACCAUCCUGUCACUCUAUAAAGUGUUUCUAAUAGGUCCUGUCUGUCAGUAGCACAUCCUGUCACUCAAAGUGAUUCUAAUAGGUCCUGUCUGCCAGUAACACCAUCCUGUCACUCUAUAAAGUGUUUCUAAUAGGUCCUGUCUGCCAGUAACACCAUCCUGUCACUCUAUAAAGUGUAUCUAAUAGGUCCUGUCUGCCAGUAACACCAUCCUGUCAUUCAAAGUGUUUAUAAUAGGUCCUGUCUGCCAGUAACACCAUCCUGUCACUUUAUAAAGUGUUUCUAAUAGGUCCUGUCUGCCAGUAGCACAUCCUGUCACUCAAAGUGAUUCUAAUAGGUCCUGUCUGCCAGUAACACCAUCCUGUCACUCUAUAAAGUGUUUCUAAUAGGUCCUGUCUGUCAGUAACACCAUCCUGUCACUCUAUAAAGUGUUUCUAAUAGGUCCUGUCUGCCAGUAGCACCAUCCUGUCACUCUAUAAAGUGUUUCUAAUAGGUCCUGUCUGCCAGUAGCACAUCCUGUCACUCAAAGUGAUUCUAAUAGGUCCUGUCUGCCAGUAACACCAUCCUGUCACUCUAUAAAGUGUUUCUAAUAGGUCCUGUCUGCCAGUAACACCAUCCUGUCACUCUAUGAAGUGUAUCUAAUAGGUCCUGUCUGCCAGUAACACCAUCCUGUUAUUCAAAGUGUUUCUAAUAGGUCCUGUCUGCUAGUAGCACCAUCCUGUCACUCAAUAAAGUGUUUCUAAUAGGUCCUGUCUGCCAGUAACACAUCCUGUCACUUUAUAAAGUGUUUCUAAUAGGUCCUGUCUGCCAGUAACACAUCCUGUCACUCUAUAAAGUGUUUCUAAUAGGUCCUGUCUGCCAGUAGCACAAUCCUGUCACUCUACAAAGUGUUUCUAAUAGGUCCUGUCUGCCAGUAACACCAUCCUGUUAUUCAAAGUGUUUCUAAUAGGUCCUGUCUGCCAGUAACACCAUCCUGUCACUUUAUAAAGUGUUUCUAAUAGGUCCUGUCUGCCAGUAACACAUCCUGUCACUCUAUAAAGUGUUUCUAAUAGGUCCUGUCUGCCAGUAGCACAAUCCUGUCACUCUAUAAAGUGUUUCUAAUAGGUCCUGUCUGCCAGUAACACCAUCCUGUCACUCAAAGUGUUUCUAAUAAGUCCUGUCUGUCAGUAACACCAUCCUGUCACUCAAAGUGUUCCUAAUAGAUCUUGUCUGCCAGUAACACCAUCCUGUCACUCUAUAAAGUGUUUCUAAUAGGUCCUGUCUGCCAGUAACACCAUCCUGUCACUCAAAGUGUUUCUAAUAGGUCCUGUCUGCCAGUAAAACCAUCCUGUCACUCUAUAAAGUGUUUCUAAUAGGUCCUGUCUGCCAGUAACACCAUCCUGUCACUCUAUAAAGUGUAUCUAAUAGGUCCUGUCUGCCAGUAACACCAUCCUGUUAUUCAAAGUGUUUCUAAUAGGUCCUGUCUGCUAGUAGCACCAUCCUGUCACUCAAUAAAGUGUUUCUAAUAGGUCCUGUCUGCCAGUAACACCAUCCUGUCACGCAAAGUGUUUCUAAUAGGUCCUGCCUGCCAGUAGCACAGUCCUGUCACUCUAUAAACUGUUUCUAAUAGAUCCUGUCUGCCAGUAACACCAUCCUGUCACUUUAUAAAGUGUUUCUAAUAGGUCCUGUCUGCCAGUAACACCAUCCUGUCACUUUAUAAAGUGUUUCUAAUAGGUCCUGUCUGUCAGUAACACCAUCCUGUCACUUUAUAAAGUGUUUCUAAUAGGUCCUGUCUACCAGUAGCACAAUCCUCUCACUCUAUAAAGUGUUUCUAAUAGGUCCUGUCUGCCAGUAGCACAAUCCUGUCACUCUAUAAAGUGUUUCUAAUAGGUCCUGUCUGCCAGUAGCACAAUCCUGUCACUCUAUAAAGUGUUUCUAAUAGGUCCUGUCUGCCGGUAACACCAUCCUGUCACUCUAUAAAGUGUAUCUAAUAGGUCCUGUCUGCCAGUAACACCAUCCUGUCACUCUAUAAAGUGUUUCUAAUAGGUCCUGUCUGCCGGUAAACACCAUCCUGUCACUUUAUAAAGUGUUUCUAAUAGGUCCUGUCUGCCAGUAACACCAUCCUGUCACUCUAUAAAGUGUUUCUAAUAGGUCCUGUCUGCCAGUAACACCAUCCUGUCACUCUAUAAAGUGUUUCUAAUAGGUCCUGUCUGCCAGUAACACCAUCCUGUCACUCUAUAAAGUGUUUCUAAUAGGUCCUGUCUGCCAGUAACACCAUCCUGUCACUCUAUAAAGUGUAUCUAAUAGGUCCUGUCUGCCAGUAACACCAUCCUGUUAUUCAAAGUGUUUCUAAUAGGUCCUGUCUGCCAGUAACACCAUCCUGUCACUCUAUAAAGUGUAUCUAAUAGGUCCUGUCUGCCAGUAACACCAUCCUGUCAUUCAAAGUGUUUCUAAUAGGUCCUGUCUGCCAGUAGCACAUCCUGUCACUCAAAGUGAUUCUAAUAGGUCCUGUCUGCCAGUAACACCAUCCUGUCACUCUAUAAAGUGUAUCUAAUAGGUCCUGUCUGCCAGUAACACCAUCCUGUCACUCUAUAAAGUGUUUCUAAUAGGUCCUGUCUGUCAGUAACACCAUCCUGUCACUCUAUAACGUGUUUCUAAUAGGUCCUGUCUGCCAGUAGCACAUCCUGUCACUCAAAGUGAUUCUAAUAGGUCCUGUCUGCCAGUAACACCAUCCUGUCACUCUAUAAAGUGUUUCUAAUAGGUCCUGUCUGCCAGUAACACCAUCCUGUCACUCUAUAAAGUGUAUCUAAUAGGUCCUGUCUGCCAGUAACACCAUCCUGUCAUUCAAAGUGUUUAUAAUAGGUCCUGUCUGCCAGUAACACCAUCCUGUCACUUUAUAAAGUGUUUCUAAUAGGUCCUGUCUGCCAGUAGCACAUCCUGUCACUCAAAGUGAUUCUAAUAGGUCCUGUCUGCCAGUAACACCAUCCUGUCACUCUAUAAAGUGUUUCUAAUAGGUCCUGUCUGUCAGUAACACCAUCCUGGCACUCUAUAAAGUGUUUCUAAUAGGUCCUGUCUGCCAGUAGCACCAUCCUGUCACUCUAUAAAGUGUUUCUAAUAGGUCCUGUCUGCCAGUAGCACAUCCUGUCACUCAAAGUGAUUCUAAUAGGUCCUGUCUGCCAGUAACACCAUCCUGUCACUCUAUAAAGUGUUUCUAAUAGGUCCUGUCUGCCAGUAACACCAUCCUGUCACUCUAUAAAGUGUAUCUAAUAGGUCCUGUCUGCCAGUAACACCAUCCUGUUAUUCAAAGUGUUUCUAAUAGGUCCUGUCUGCUAGUAGCACCAUCCUGUCACUCAAUAAAGUGUUUCUAAUAGGUCCUGUCUGCCAGUAACACAUCCUGUCACUUUAUAAAGUGUUUCUAAUAGGUCCUGUCUGCCAGUAACACAUCCUGUCACUCUAUAAAGUGUUUCUAAUAGGUCCUGUCUGCCAGUAGCACAAUCCUGUCACUCUAUAAAAUGUUUCUAAUAGGUCCUGUCUGCCAGUAACACCAUCCUGUCACGCAAAGUGUUUCUAAUAGGUCCUGCCUGCCAGUAGCACAGUCCUGUCACUCUAUAAACUGUUUCUAAUAGAUCCUGUCUGCCAGUAACACCAUCCUGUCACUUUAUAAAGUGUUUCUAAUAGGUCCUGUCUGCCAGUAACACCAUCCUGUCACUUUAUAAAGUGUUUCUAAUAGGUCCUGUCUGUCAGUAACACCAUCCUGUCACUUUAUAAAGUGUUUCUAAUAGGUCCUGUCUGCCAGUAGCACAAUCCUGUCACUCUAUAAAGUGUUUCUAAUAGGUCCGUUCUGCCAGUAGCACCAUCCUGUCACUCUAUAAAGUGUUUCUAAUAGGUCCUGUCUGCCAGUAGCACAAUCCUGUCACUCUAUAACGUGUUUCUAAUAGGUCCUGUCUGCCGGUAACACCAUCCUGUCACUCUAUAAAGUGUAUCUAAUAGGUCCUGUCUGCCAGUAACACCAUCCUGUCACUCUAUAAAGUGUUUCUAAUAGGUCCUGUCUGCCGGUAACACCAUCCUGUCACUUUAUAAAGUGUUUCUAAUAGGUCCUGUCUGCCAGUAACACCAUCCUGUCACUCUAUAAAGUGUUUCUAAUAGGUCCUGUCUGCCAGUAACACCAUCCUGUCACUCUAUAAAGUGUUUCUAAUAGGUCCUGUCUGCCAGUAACACCAUCCUGUCACUCUAUAAAGUGUUUCUAAUAGGUCCUGUCUGCCGGUAACACCAUCCUGUCACUUUAUAAAGUGUUUCUAAUAGGUCCUGUCUGCCAGUAACACCAUCCUGUCACUCUAUAAAGUGUUUCUAAUAGGUCCUGUCUGCCAGUAACACCAUCCUGUCACUCUAUAAAGUGUUUCUAAUAGGUCCUGUCUGCCAGUAACACCAUCCUGUCACUCUAUAAAGUGUAUCUAAUAGGUCCUGUCUGCCAGUAACACCAUCCUGUUAUUCAAAGUGUUUCUAAUAGGUCCUGCCUGCCAGUAGCACAGUCCUGUCACUUUAUAAAGUGUUUCUAAUAGGUCCUGUCUGCCAGUAACACCAUCCUGUUAUUCAAAGUGUUUCUAAUAGGUCCUGUCUGCCAGUAACACCAUCCUGUCACUCUAUAAAGUGUUUCUAAUAGGUCCUGCCUGCCAGUAGCACAGUCCUGUCACUCUAUAAACUGUUUCUAAUAGAUCCUGUCUGCCAGUAACACCAUCCUGUCACUCACAGUGUUUCUAAUAGGUCCUAUCUGCCAGUAACACCAUCCUGUCACUCUAUAAAGUGUUUCUAAUAGGUCCUGUCUGCCAGUAGCACAAUCCUGUCACUCUAUAAAGUGUUUCUAAUAGGUCCUGUCUGCCAGUAACACCAUCCUGUCACUCAAAGUGUUCCUAAUAGAUCCUGUCUGCCAGUAACACCAUCCUGUCACUCAAAGUGUUCCUAAUAGAUCCUGUCUGCCAGUAACACCAUCCUGUCACUCUAUAAAGUGUUUCUAAUAGGUCCUGUCUGCCAGUAACACAUCCUGUCACUCUAUAAAGUGUUUCUAAUAGGUCCUGUCUGCCAGUAACACCAUCCUGUCACUCUAUAAAGUGUUUCUAAUAGGUCCUGUCUGCCAGUAACACCAUCCUGUCACUCUAUAAAGUGUUUCUAAUAGGUCCUGUCUGCCGGUAACACCAUCCUGUCACUUUAUAAAGUGUUUCUAAUAGGUCCUGUCUGCCAGUAACACCAUCCUGUCACUCUAUAAAGUGUUUCUAAUAGGUCCUGUCUGCCAGUAACACCAUCCUGUCACUCUAUAAAGUGUUUCUAAUAGGUCCUGUCUGCCAGUAACACCAUCCUGUCACUCUAUAAAGUGUAUCUAAUAGGUCCUGUCUGCCAGUAACACCAUCCUGUUAUUCAAAGUGUUUCUAAUAGGUCCUGCCUGCCAGUAGCACAGUCCUGUCACUUUAUAAAGUGUUUCUAAUAGGUCCUGUCUGCCAGUAACACCAUCCUGUCACUCAAAGUGUUUCUAAUAGGUCCUAUCUGCCAGUAACACCAUCCUGUCACUCUAUAAAGUGUUUCUAAUAGGUCCUGUCUGCCAGUAACACCAUCCUGUUAUUCAAAGUGUUCCUAAUAGAUCCUGUCUGCCAGUAACACCAUCCUGUCACUCUAUAAAGUGUUUCUAAUAGGUCCUGUCUGCCAGUAACACCAUCCUGUCACUCUAUAACGUGUUUCUAAUAGGUCCUGUCUGCCAGUAACACCAUCCUGUCACUCAAAGUGUUUCUAAUAGGUCCUGUCUGCCAGUAACACCAUCCUGUCACUCUAUAAAGUGUUUCUAAUAGGUCCUGUCUGCCGGUAACACCAUCCUGUCACUUUAUAAAGUGUUUCUAAUAGGUCCUGUCUGCCAGUAACACCAUCCUGUCACUCUAUAAAGUGUUUCUAAUAGGUCCUGUCUGCCAGUAACACCAUCCUGUCACUCUAUAAAGUGUUUCUAAUAGGUCCUGUCUGCCAGUAACACCAUCCUGUCACUCUAUAAAGUGUAUCUAAUAGGUCCUGUCUGCCAGUAACACCAUCCUGUUAUUCAAAGUGUUUCUAAUAGGUCCUGUCUGCCAGUAACACCAUCCUGUCACUCUAUAAAGUGUAUCUAAUAGGUCCUGUCUGCCAGUAACACCAUCCUGUCAUUCAAAGUGUUUCUAAUAGGUCCUGUCUGCCAGUAGCACAUCCUGUCACUCAAUAAAGUGUUUCUAAUAGGUCCUGUCUGUCAGUAACACCAUCCUGUUAUUCAAAGUGUUUCUAAUAGGUCCUGUCUGCCAGUAACACCAUCCUGUCACGCAAAGUGUUUCUAAUAGGUCCUGCCUGCCAGUAGCACAGUCCUGUCACUCUAUAAACUGUUUCUAAUAGAUCCUGUCUGCCAGUAACACCAUCCUGUCACUCUAUAAAGUGUUUCUAAUAGGUCCUGUCUGCCAGUAACACAUCCUGUCACUCAAAGUGUUUCUAAUAGGUCCUAUCUGCCAGUAACACCAUCCUGUCACUCUAUAAAGUGUUUCUAAUAGGUCCUGUCUGCCAGUAGCACAAUCCUGUCACUCUAUAAAGUGUUUCUAAUAGGUCCUGUCUGCCAGUAACACCAUCCUGUCACUCAAAGUGUUCCUAAUAGAUCCUGUCUGCCAGUAACACCAUCCUGUCACUCAAAGUGUUCCUAAUAGAUCCUGUCUGCCAGUAACACCAUCCUGUCACUCUAUAAAGUGUUUCUAAUAGGUCCUGUCUGCCAGUAACACAUCCUGUCACUCUAUAAAGUGUUUCUAAUAGGUCCUGUCUGCCAGUAACACCAUCCUGUCACUCUAUAAAAGUGUUUCUAAUAGGUCCUGUCUGCCAGUAACACCAUCCUGUCACUCUAUAACGUGUUUAUAAUAGGUCCUAUCUGCCAGUAACACCAUCCUGUCACUCUAUAAAGUGUUUCUAAUAGGUCCUGUCUGCCAGUAACACCAUCCUGUCACUUUAUAAAGUGUUUCUAAUAGGUCCUGUCUGCCAGUAACACCAUCCUGUCACUCAAAGUGUUUCUAAUAGGUCCUGUCUGCUAGUAGCACCAUCCUGUCACUCUAUAAAGUGUUUCUAAUAGGUCCUGUCUGCCAGUAACACAAUCCUGUCACUCUAUAAAGUGUUUCUAAUAGGUCCUGUCUGCCAGUAGCACAUCCUGUCACUCAAAGUGUUCCUAAUAGGUCCUGUCUGCCAGUAACACCAUCCUGUCACUCUAUAAAGUGUUUCUAAUAGGUCCUGUCUGCCAGUAACACCAUCCUGUCACUCUAUAAAGUGUUUCUAAUAGGUCCUGUCUGCCAGUAACACCAUCCUGUCACUCUAUAAAGUGUUUCUAAUAGGUCCUGUCUGCCAGUAACACCAUCCUGUCACUCUAUAAAGUGUUUCUAAUAGGUCCUGUCUGCCAGUAACACCAUCCUGUCACUCUAUAAAGUGUUUCUAAUAGGUCCUGUCUGCCAGUAACACCAUCCUGUCACUCUAUAAAGUGUUUCUAAUAGGUCCUGUCUGCCAGUAACACCAUCCUGUCACUCAAAGUGUUUCUAAUAGGUCCUGUCUGCCAGUAACACCAUCCUGUCACUCUAUAAAGUGUUUCUAAUAGGUCCUGUCUGCCAGUAACACCAUCCUGUCACUCUAUAAAGUGUAUCGUCCUCUCCACUUUCAUUUACAGAACAUAUUAUGUUUUAUGUCUUUGACGUUGAAUGACAUAAGGAGAAAUCUCGUGCCAAUCACGUAGGCUUUUCUAGAAAUCUCUCUGUCAUGCAUUUCACUGUAUCUACUCUCUUCUAGCGGUGUAAGAGUAGCCGUUGCCAUUGUAGUUGUUCCUAAAGCCACUCUUGAAGUACAAUGGAGUUGAAUAGAAAAGGUUUCCUUAUGAUCAAAAUCAAUACAUUUCAGUAGGCAACCCUUAUCUGUCCUUGCAGUUUUUUCCCAUCACUAUUCAACUCUAUGUUAACAAUGGGUAACACUUUGUUUUAAGGGUCCAUAAUAAACCAUUUAUAAGGCAUUUAAGGCAUUUACAAACCAUAUGUUCACCAUUUAUUAAUCAUUACUCCCAUAGUGUAACACUAUUUUAGCCCCUUAAACACUUUUUUAACCCCUUAAACUUCAUUUAUCUCUGUGCAGUUGGAUAAGGAACUGGAGGAGGUGACCAUGCAGCUGCAGGACACCCCAGAGAAGACCCCGUACAUCAAGCAGAACCACUACGGAGAUGUCAACAACAUCCUCAGCAUACGCAACUUCACAGACGGCAAAGGUGACUGACCACUGCUGCUUUUGUUCACACUUCUACAGCAUCACCUCCCACAUAUUUCUCACUCAUUUAAACAGAUACACACCUCUGCCAGCAUGGACUGCUGCUGACGCACUCACUGUCUGCACAUGAUUCUCUCUGAAGAGUUGUACGCAUCUGUCCAAGGUAAAACAGCUGUGCUCAUCUCAGAGACAGGGAUCAGCAAGCUUUUAAUUGUUCCUCCAGUUUCUCGUCUGCUAAUUAUGAUACAAUACUACUAUCGUCAUGACAACUACACCUUAGUGCCUCUCUAGUACAUUUUUUUUUUUUUUUUUUAGUAGUUCAGUACUACAGUAUCCUGAACCUAAGUUUGUCGAUUGCUCAAUGAUAAGCUUCUGUUCAGCAUGCAGACUGACAGACAGAGAUAUAGAGAAAUAUAAUGGGUCAUUAUAUUCACCAUGAGGAUUCAGCCACGCCGUAGAGAACACCACCACAUCCAUAUCUCUACCCCAGCCAUCAGUAUUCAUGAGACUGGCUGGACUAAACGCAUUUGGGCUGUGAAUGAGGGAUGUAGCUCAGUUGAUAGAGCAUGGUGUUUGCAACGCCAGGGUUGUGGGUUCGAUUCCCACAGGGGGCCAGUAUAAAAAAAAAAAUAUAUAUAAUAAUAUGUAAGUCGCUCUGGAUAAGAGCGUCUGCUAAAUGACUAAAAUGUAAAAUGUAAAUGUAAUGAGUGGCUGUUAUAAGAGUAGGACACAGUGUCAACAGUGAUUACAAUCACAAACAACUACAAGGAACACUCUCCGUAGGGCAUGAAUAUUCAUUAGCACAUGGUUUGGACGUGCUGAAGGUAGAGUGGUGGGGUUGACUGACACAAGGACCACGGCAUCCAUAUUAGGAAUUCCAUCCAUUGUCAGGCCAGUUGAAAUACAUAGUUCUGUUAGUUGACAAGUUGGAGAGUUUCAUCGGACAAUUGAGGAACCUAAAAUGGAUGCCGUAAAGGAUCUGGAGAGUAGUUACAGAGAGUUCAGAAGGCAUGAAUAAUACUGUAUGAGGUUAUCUCUCAGGGCACAAGAGAUAGUGGCCUUUUACAGUAAACUGCACUUUUGAAACCACUCCACCAACACUGUUUUCAGAGGUGGUUUAUAUAUUCAUUCAUUUCCAAAAAGGAUUAUACUUUGAAUUGCUCAUAUGCCGAAUAAAUCAUUUACCACCGCAAUCCAAUCCAUAUGAAUCCAUUACGCUAUGUUUAGACAUGCGCUCCUGUAUCCUCCUCUUCAGAUGCACAUUUAGGACACACAAUGCCACGGUGUGAUCGUCGAAUCAGGUCAAUCUUAUGCUAAGAGGGGAAAAUCUGGGUCAACUCUAGAGGAAUAAAUCGACACAAAAGGGGAUCACUUCGAGGCUCUCCAGGUGGCGUUUGAAACACUGAUGAGGCUGUUUACUUUGAUACCAACCGUGUUCACACUCACCGUCUGUCUCCCACGGUGACGAGAGGCCAACACCAGAAUCCUGUCAGUCUGUUUCCCCCCUGGUCUCUUUCUCACUCUCUCUCUCUCUCUGUGUGUCUCUCUCUCUCUCUCUCUCCCUUCCCCUCAUCUCUCUCGCCUCUGACUCUCCAUCUAUCUGUCUGUCUCGCUUUCUCUCUCUCUCUGUCUGUCUCGCUUUCUCUCUCUAUCUGUCUGUCUCACUUUCUCUCUCUAUCUGUCUGUCUCACUUUCUCUCUCUAUCUACAGUGGGGGAAAAAAGCAUUUAGUCAGCCACCAAUUGUGCAAGUUCUCCCACUUAAAAAGAUGAGAGAGGCCUGUAAUUUUCAUCAUAGGUACACGUCAACUAUGACAGACAAAAUGAGAAAAAUAAAUCCAGAAAAUCACAUUGUAGGAUUUUUAAUGAAUUUAUUUGCAAAUUAUGGUGGAAAAUAAGUAUUUGGUCAACAACAAACGUUUCUCAAUACUUUGUUAUAUACCCUUUGUUGGCAAUGACACAGGUCAAACGUUUUCUGUAAGUCUUCACAAGGUUUUCACACACUGUUGCUGGUAUUUUGGCCCAUUCCUCCAUGCAGAUCUCCUCUAGAGCAGUGAUGUUUUGGGGCUGUCGCUGGGCAACACGGACUUUCAAAGAUUUUCUAUGGGGUUGAGAUCUGGAGACUGGCUAGGCCACUCCAGGACUUUGAAAUGCUUCUUACGAAGCCACUCCUUCGUUGCCCGGGCGGUGUGUUUGGGAUCAUUGUCAUGCUGAAAGACCCAGCCACGUUUCAUCUUCAAUGCCCUUGCUGAUGGAAGGAGGUUUUCACUCAAAAUCUCACGAUACAUGGCCCCAUUAAUUAUUUCCUUUACACGGAUCAGUCGUCCUGGUCCCUUUGCAGAAAAACAGCCCCAAAGCAUGAUGUUUCCACCCCCAUGCUUCACAGUAGGUAUGGUGUUCUUUGGAUGCAACUCAGCAUUCUUUGUCCUCCAAACACAACGAGUUGAGUUUUUACCAAAAAGUUCUAUUUUGGUUUCAUCUGACCAUAUGACAUUCUCCCAAUCCUCUUCUGGAUCAUCCAAAUGCACUCUAGCAAACUUCAGAUGGGCCUGGACAUGUACUGGCUUAAGCAGGGGGACACGUCUUGCACUGCAGGAUUUGAGUCCCUGGCGGCGUAGUGUGUUUCUGAUGGUAGGCUUUGUUACUUUGGUCCCAGCUCUCUGCAGGUCAUUCACUAGGUCCCCCAGUGUGGUUCUGGGAUUUUUGCUCACCUUUCUUGUGAUCAUUUUGACCCCACGGGGUGAGAUCUUGCGUGGAGCCCCAGAUCGAGGGAGAUUAUCAGUGGUCUUGUAUGUCUUCCAUUUCCUAAUAAUUGCUCCCACAGUUGAUUUCUUCAAACCAAGCUGCUUACCUAUUGCAGAUUCAGUCUUCUCAGCCUGGUGCAGGUCUACAAUUUUGUUUGUUUCUGGUGUCCUUUGACAGCUCUUUGGUCUUGGCCAUAGUGGAGUUUGGAGUGUGACUGUUUGAGGUUGUGGACAGGUGUCUUUUAUACUGAUAACAAGUUAAAACAGGUGCCAUUAAUACAGGUAACGAGUGGAGGACAGAGGAGCCUCUUAAAGAAGAUGUUACAGGUCUGUGAGAGCCAGAAAUCUUGCUUGUUUGUAGGUGACCAAAUACUUAUUUUCCACCAUAAUUUGCAAAUAAAUUCAUUUUAAAAAAUCUGGAAAUUUUUUUCUCAUUUUGUCUGUCAUAGUUGACGUGUACCUAUGAUGAAAAUUACAGGCCUCUCUCAUCUUUUUAAGUGGGAGAACUUGCACAAUUGGUGGCUGACUAAAUACUUUUUUUCCCCACUGUAUCUGUCUGUCUCGCUUUCUCUCUCUCUAUCUAUCUGUCUGUCUCGCUUUCUCUCUCUCUAUCUAUCUGUCUGUCUGUCUCGCUUUCUCGCUUUCUCUCUCUAUCUGUCUGUCUCACUUUAUCUCUCUCUGUCUGUCUCACUUUAUCUAUCUGUCUGUCUGUCUCACUUUCUUUCUCUCUCUCUCUAUCUGUCUGUCUGUCUCACUUUCUCUCUCUAUCUACAGUGAGGGAAAAGGUAUUUGAUCCCCUGCUGGUUUUGUAUGUUUGCCCACUGACAAAGAAAUGAUCAGUCUAUAAUUUUAAUGGAAUGUUUAUUUGAACAGUGAGAGACAGAAUAACAACAAAUAAAUCCAGAAAAAUGCAUGUCAGAAAUGUUAUAAAUUGAUUUGCAUUUUAAUGAGGCAAAUAAGUAUUUGACCCCCUCUCAAUCAGAAAAAUUUCUGGCUCCCAGGUGUCUUUUAUACAGGUAACGAGCUGAGAUUAGGAGCACACUCUUAAAGGGAGUGCUCCUAAUCUCAGCUUGUUACCUGUAUAAAAGACACCUGUCCACAGAAGCAAUCAAUCAAUCAGAUUCCAAACUCUCCACCAUGACCAAGACCAAAGAGCUCUCCGAGGAUGUCAGGGACAAGAUUGUAGACCUACACAAGGCUGGAAUGUGCUACAAGACCAUCGCCAAGCAGUUUCGUGAGAAGGUGACAACAGUUGGUGCGAUUGUUCACAAAUGGAAGAAACACAAAAGAACUGUCAAUCUCCCUCGGCCUGGGGCUCCAUGCAAGAUCUCACCUCGUGGAGUUGCAAUGAUCAUGAGAACGGUGAGGAAUCAGCCCAGAACUACACGGGAGGAUCUUGUCAAUGAUCUCAAGGCAGCUGGGACCAUAGUCACCAAGAAAACAAUUGGUAACACACUACGCCGUGAAGGACUGAAAUCCUGCAGCACCCGCAAGGUCCCCCUGCUCAAGAAAGCACAUAUACAGGGCCGUCUGAAGUUUGCCAAUGAAUAUCUGAAUAAUUCAGAGGAGAACUGGGUGAAAGUGUUGUGGUCAGAUGAGAUCAAAAUCGAGCUCAACUCGCUGUGUUUGUAGGAGGAGGAAUGCUGCCUAUGACCCCAAGAACACCAUCCCCACCGUCAAACAUGGAAGUGGAAACAUUAUGCUUUGGGGGUGUUUUUCUGCUAAGGGGACAGGACAACUUCACUGCAUCAAAGGGACGAUGGACGGGGCCAUGUACCGUCAAAUCUUGGGUGAGAACCUCCUUCCCUCAGCCAGGGCAUUGAAAAUGGGUCGUGGAUGGGUAUUCCAGCAUGACAAUGACCCAAAACACACGGCCAAGGCAACAAAGGAGUGGCUCAAGAAGAAGCACAUUAAGGUCCUGGAGUGGCCUAGCCAGUCUCCAGACCUUAAUCCCAUAGAAAAUCUGUGGAGGGAGCUGAAGGUUCGAGUUGCUAAACGUCAGCCUCAAAACCUUAAUGACUUGGAGAAGAUCUGCAAAGAGGAGUGGAACAAAAUCCCUCCUGAGAUGUGUGCAAACCUGGUGGCCAACUACAAGAAACGUCUGACCUCUGUGAUUGCCAACAAGGGUUUUGCCACCAAGUACUAAGUCAUGUUUUGCAGAGGGGUCAAAUACUUAUUUCCCUCAUUAAAAUGCAAAUCAAUUUAUAACAUUUUUGACAUGCGUUUUUCUGUUCAAAUAAACCUACCGUUAAAAUUAUAGACUGAUCAUGUCUUUGUCAGUGGGCAAACGUACAAAAUCAGCAGGGGAUCAAAUAUUUUUUAUCCGUCACUGUAUCUGUCUGUCUCACUUUCUCUCUCUAUCUAUCUGUCUGUCUCGCUUUCUCUCUCUCUCUAUCUGUCUGUCUCGCUUUCUCUUGCUCUCUCUGUCUCUCCCUCAAUGAAGCCUCUCUGAUUGUGCUACCAGCAGAGCUCCAUUUAGCAUGUGUUGAACUCACAGAACAGAAGUGUUGUCUUUGUUUGCUGGUGCCUUUAAAGUAAUGGCCAACAGAUACUGUAUCAGCGAUGUAAUGACCGACAGAUACUGUAUCAGCGGUGUAAUGACCGACAGAUACUGUAUCAGUGAUGUAAUGCCCGACAGAUAAUGUAUCAGUGAUGUAAUGCCCGACAGAUACUGUAUCAGCGAUGUAAUGACCGACAGAUACUGUAUCAGCGAUGUAAUGACCGACAGAUACUGUAUCAGUGAUGUAAUGACCGACAGAUAAUGUAUCAGUGAUGUAAUGCCCGACAGAUACUGUAUCAGGCAAUGUAAUGACCGACAGAUACUGUAUCAGCGAUGUAAUGACCGACAGAUACUGUAUCAACGAUGUAAUGACCGACAGAUACUGUAUCAGCGGUGUAAUGACCGACAGAUACUGUAUCAGUGACUUGACGCUGUUACAGACAAAUUAAGAUCCUAGAAUCUUCAGCCAAUCAUUUUCAUACUUAGCAUUUGUUUUGAGAGAGUGCUUGACAUGCAUUUUGUAAAUGCUAUCUAUUAGUACUAGUAUGACUGAUGGCAUGACAUUCUUCAGUGUCCUUAGCUUCUCAGGUGUUGUGAUCUGAACCAAGCAUAGGGGACAUACACAGUAGGUGCAUCCCAAAUGGCACACUAUUCCCUAUAUAGUGCAAUACUUUUGCCCAGAGCCCUAUUGGAAUCCUAUCGGGUCCUGGUCUAAGGUAGUGCACUACACUGAGUGUACAAAAUAUACCAAUAUUGAGUUGCACCUCACCCUUUUUGCCCUCGGAACAGCCUCAAUUCGUCGGGGCAUGGACUCCACAAAGUGUCAAAAGCGUUCCACAGGGAUGCUGGCCAUGUUGACUUCAAUUCUUCCCACAGUUGUGUAAAGUUAGCUGGAUGUCCUUUGGGUGGUGGACCAUUCUUGAUACACACGGGAAACAUCAACGUUGCUGGGUUUGACACAAACCGGUGCGCCUGGCACCAACUACCAUACCCUGUUCAAAGACACUUAAAUAUUUUGUCUUGCCCAUUCACCCUCUGAAUGGCACACAUACACAAUCCAUGUCUCAUUUGUCUCAAGGCUUGAAAAUCAUUAUUUAACCUGUCUCCUCACCUUCAUUAACACUGAUUGAAGCGGAUUUAACAAGUGACAUCAAUAAGGGAUCAUAGCUUUCACCUGGAUUCACCUGGUCAGUCUAUGUCAUGGAAAGAGCAGGUGUUCGUAAUGUUUUGUCCACUGUUCUAUAGAGAAUAAGGAGGUAUAUUGUGGCGUAGUGUGACAGCCCAUAUGGUGACUGAUCCUGUUUGCUGUGUCAUCUCUCCGUGUCUCUGCAGAGGGGGAGAAAUCAAUACUGAAGAAUCAUCUUGAGCAGAAGCCUCAGGCCCAGUGGGGCUCCAUGGAUCCUUCCAGAAUAAACAGAGGUCCCCUGGAGGAUAUCAACUCACCUGAACAGUGAGUUCUCCCUUUUUUCUUCGUACUGUUGUCUUUUUCUGCAGACUAGACAUUAGAUGUAUUACUACCACCGCCAUCACUGCAUGCUGGUUGCUCUGGCAACCAGCUCUGUGAAAGAUGGACCAAUAUAACAUCCCAAUCAUCUUUCUUCAGACACACCCACACACACACACUCUCUCUCCCCCUCCCACACACACAUAUAACCGGCAGAGCACAGCUGACUGCAUAUUGUCCCAACUCUUAAAACGUGGCGGUCCAGAACACUCAUAACACAUUCAGAUGACAAAUAAAGAGCUACCUUCACUUAUUAUUCAUGAGCAGGCCGGGGCAUGUCGACUUCAUCAGAGAGGAAAAAAAGAGUUUAAUGCAUCAUUGAGAGCCUCCUCCUCUUCUCCCCCGUCCUCCAAGCUCUCCUCUCCUCCUCCUACGUUGCAUCUAACUAAAACCGUUGGGACGAGAGAGAGAGGAGCGAGCGAGAUAGACUCGAGAUAGUCGAUCGAGAGAUCGAUAGCUCGCGGAGCGAAGAGAGCUCGAGAGAUGAUAGAGAGAGAGCGAUAGGAAAAACGAUAGACAGAGAGAACCCAUGAUAGCGCGAUGACAUGAGAAGGAGGAACCAUGAGAGAGUCACAGAGCUUACGUAACCAGUGAUUUACGGCUACGGUUGGAAGCAGCAGGGGUUGAAAAUAGACUGGGGAGACGAAGAAGAACACUGAGCUUUCCCACACCACAUGAAUGUUUGAUCAUAGAUAGAGAGAGAGAGAGAGAUAGAGAGAUAGAGAGAGAGAAGAUAUAUAGAGAGCUAACUAUAGCAUCUCUAGAGAUCUAUCUAAUCUCUAGAUCUAUCUCUCUACUCUAAUCCUAUCGAUAUUGCUCUACUCUACUGCUAUCUCUCUCUCGCUCAUCCUCCUCUCAUAGCUCUCUCGUAUUUUUUCGUUUCCUUCAUGUCUCUCCUGCAUGCUCUCUCUAGAGAUAUGAAUCUCGUAGCACCCACGACUACAUACACAGCCGAGACAGAGAGACAUACAGAUACAUACAAGAGAGACAGAGAGAGACAGAGAGACAAAGUGAUUCCAGAACAAAGCCAUCACCUACAGUGAGAUGAACCUGGAGAAGAGUCCCCUAAGCAAGCUGGUCCUGGGGCUCUGUUCACAAACAGACCCCACAGAGCCCCAAGACAGCAACACAAUAAGACCCAACCAAAUCAUGAAAAAAGAAAAAUAUAUGUACUUGACACAUUGGAAAGAAUUUACCAAAAAACUGAGCAAACUGGCAGAAUGCCUGACCACUGUGACUGACCCAAAUUAAGGAAAGCUUUGACUAUGUACAGACUCAGUGAGCAUGGCCUUGCUAGUGAGAGAGGCCACUGUAGGCAGACCUGGCUCUCAAGAGAAGACAGGCUAUGUGCACACUGCCCACAAAAUGAGGUGGAAACUGAGCUGCACAUCCUAACCUCCUGCCAAAUGCAUAACCAUAUUUGAGACACACAUUUCCUUCAGAUUGCACAUACCCACAAAGAAUUUGAAAAAAACAAAUCCAAUUUUGAUAAACUACCAUAUCUUUUGGGUGAAAUACCACAGUGUGCCAUCACAGCAGCAAGAUUUGUGUCCUGUUGCCACAAGAAAAGGGCAACCAGUGAAGAACAAACACCAUUGUAAAUACAACCCAUAUUUAUGUUUAUUUAUUUUCCCUUUUAUACUUUAACUAUUUGCACAUCAUUACAACACUGUAUAUAGCCAUAAAAUGUCUCUAUUCUUUUGGAACUUUUGUGAGUUUAAUAUUUACUGUUAAUUUUAUAUUGUUUAUUUCACUUUAGUUUAUUAUCUAUUUCACUUGCUUUGGCAAUGUUAACAUAUGUUUCCCAUGCCAAUAAAGCCCUUUGAAUUGAAUUGAGAGAGAGAGAGAGCUCUGUUUCAGAUAAGAGCCUGGCAAAUAGAGCCAAUCAAAACACCUCAUCACCUUCUCUUGGCAAGACAUCCUCAUGUACCGUAUGACCUUCCUUUCCAAUCUCCACUACCUUCUCCAAGAGGACAAAAAGUAUUCUGAUACCAUCAAUAGUGUACAACUAAUACUCUGUUAGGAGGAUCGCAAAAUGUAUUGACACGCAAUGGAGUAGGUGUAUGGAGAAGUUGCCCCUGGACGCUGACCUGGGGUCAGUUUGGCAUUUUCCCUACUAAUGGUUACGGUUAGGAUUCGGGGAGGAGAAGCUGAACCUAGAUCUGUCCUUAGGGGAAAAUGUAUUGCUGACCCAAUACAGUACAUUAUCAUUAGACUAGUACAGUACAUGUGUUCUUUCAUCAAAAAACAUGUACAACAACCUGAGACAAUUCACUGGUCAUAUUUAGAAAGUUCUCAGAAUUGAAAGACUUCUUUGAGGGUCCAGCUAGUCAAUGAGGAGGACAUGUUUUUUUCUAUCUUUACAUAACUACCAUUUGGUUACGUAAUCGGCUUGAAAAGCGAUGGCUCUAGCAGAGAGGUGCGGUGUGAGCUGUCACACCAGGCAGAAGCAUGACAUUUUAUUUUUGUCAGAAGAUCUCCAAAGCACGGAGUGUUAGUGGAUUAUGGGUUAGUGGAGAGGAGUGGAGUGGAGAGGAGUGGGAUGUAGUGUAUGUAUGGACAGUGAUGCUGGAGAGGGGUGGGGUGGUAGCAGUAGACUCCCAGCCUCUGGUGUGUUACUGUGGGGGGUGAAGGGGGAGGUGCGGGGUGAGAGGACCAGGGAGGCUCUCUGGUGUGUUACUGUGGAGGUGGGGGGUGAGGGGUGAGGGGACCAGGGAGGCUCUCUGGUGUGUUACUGUGGGGGUGAAGGGGGAGGUGGGGGGGUGAGAGGACCAGGGAGGCUCUCUGGUGUGUUACUGUGGGGGUGAAGGGGGAGGUGGGGGGUGAGAGGACCAGGGAGGCUCUCUGGUGUGUUACUGUGGGGGUGAAGGGGGAGGUGGGGGGUGAGAGGACCAGGGAGGCUCUCUGGUGUGUUACUGUGGGGGUGAAGGGGGAGGUGGGGGGUGAGAGGACCAGGGAGGCUCUCUGGUGUGUUACUGUGGGGGGUGAAGGGGGAGGUGGGGGGUGAGAGGACCAGGGAGGCUCUCUGGUGUGUUACUGUGGGGGUGAAGGGGGAGGUGGGGGGUGAGAGGACCAGGGAGGCUCUCUGGUGUGUUUUUCAUGUUGGGGGGGUAGAGGAGGAGGGGGGGUGAGGGGACCAGGGAGGCUCUCUGACUGCGUUGUGACCCUGUUAGAGUAUUUUAACUACAGUGUACAGUCAUCCAGCCCCCUUUGCUUCAGUAAUCACAAGUGCUGGUGUACAAAAAGCUGUUUGAAUUAUUGAGAGUGAAACAGCACAUACUGGCUGGAUGUAAAUAGUCCUGUAUGUACAGUGUGUUCGCAAUGUAGCACCACAUAGAUUUAGAAAGACUGUCGAGGGUUUAACACUUUGACAGCACACAUGGGACAUUUACUCCUUCAAUUGAAACCUUUAUUUAGCCAGGUGAAUAUAAUGAUGUUUAAUGAUGCUUAACAUGCUAUACCAUUCAUCACCCUGGCUCUCUCUCUCUUUCUCUCUGUCCACAGCAUACAGCGCAGGCUGUCGUUGCAGCUGCCAAUCCUGCACCAUGCCUACCUACCCUCCAUAGGGGGGGUGGAUGCCAGCUGUACCAGCCCCAACGCCAGCCCCGGCUCUAGCCCACGGCACAGACACAUGCCCCCGUCCUACCGGGUCAUGGUCUCAGGCCUGUGA